AUGAAACAGGAAACUGUCGUACCAAAGAAUGAACCGGAAGUCAAAAUGGAAGUGGAUGGCACUGAUGAGUCAGACGAUGAUCCAGUGACUUCAGAGUAUAAAGUUUUGGUUUGUCAACCGUCAGAGGACAGUGAUCUGUAUCGCAUUCAGUUCCCAACAAGGAAGUUGAAUUUUUUUAAGGCAGAAGGUAUUAGCGCUCGAUUCAAAAAAACUGUCAAAAUGAUGGAAAUCAAAAUGAAGACUGAUACUCAUUCGGCUUCUUUCGACAGUUCGAAAGCGAAACAUUUGGCUAACAUGUGUGGUAACAAUGGCGCAAAUGGGUUUGGCGAACUUACUGAUGAAACGUAUCUUGGAAGAAGUUUUCGUAGCGAUGCACCCACAUAUUAUGCUAUAGGUUUUUUCCGCAACAUAGAACAGGCGGGAUCGGACAGUGAUGUACAGAGCCCUGUACGUGCCCCGAUUCGUGUCCGUUUUGCACGUCCUGAAACUGAAAAGCAGAAGAAACGUCGCGAGGAAUCUGCUUUUCAUAGGAGUAAAGUCAUUGAGCAAGAUCCUUGGAUCUCUCUUGAGAUUCAUGGGAAAGAGGAUAAGGAAACACGAGAACGAUAUAACACGUUACUAAACAUACCGUCAACAUCUAGCAUAUCCGUAACGAAAUUUGAUCCGGAACAGCUAAUACAGGAAGCAAUCAUAGGCAAAAAGUUAGAAGACCUGUAAGU
Enterobius vermicularis (human pinworm) is the source of this 719-nucleotide messenger RNA. NCBI's taxonomy places the organism in Eukaryota, Metazoa, Nematoda, Chromadorea, Rhabditida, Oxyuridae. The record is from the annotation of a GenBank genome assembly.